This is a messenger RNA of Aureococcus anophagefferens, 1515 nucleotides long. RefSeq lists its product as hypothetical. The record is from RefSeq and is a predicted model, not a curated record. The annotation marks the transcript as partial. Gene Ontology annotation, cellular component: cytosol. Gene Ontology annotation, biological process: GMP biosynthetic process. NCBI's taxonomy places the organism in Eukaryota, Pelagophyceae, Pelagomonadales, Pelagomonadaceae. The transcript has 2 exons. Gene Ontology annotation, molecular function: GMP synthase (glutamine-hydrolyzing) activity; GMP synthase activity; ATP binding.
GUCCUUGAUUGCGGCGGCCAAUACUGCCACCUCAUCGCGUCGCGCGUCCGCCGCCACGAGGCGCUGUCGGUCAUCGUGCCCUGCGACGCGCCGGUGUCGACGUUCGCCGACGCGGGCGCGAUCAUCGUGAGCGGCGGCCCGCAGUCGGUCUUCGACCCGGCGUCGAUGCGCGUCGACAAGGCGCUCUGGGACCUGCCCGUGCCGAUCCUCGGCAUCUGCUACGGCUGCCAGAUGAUGUGCCAGGACCUCGGCGGCAAGGUCGAGCAGGCGGCCGUCGGCGAGUACGGCCCGGCGACGCUCGAGGUCGUGAAGGCCGGCGGCGUGAUGCCCGGCGACGCGGACAAGACGACGGUCUGGAUGAGCCACCGCGACAAGGUCGUCGCGCUGCCCCCGGGCUUCGAGACGACGGGCAAGACGGCGGCGUGCGCGAACGCGGCGGUCCAGUGCUGCGACGGCACGCGCCGGCUCUACGGCCUUCAGCUCCACCCCGAGGUCACGCACUCGGCCAAGGGCGAGGCCAUGCUCGGCGCGUUCGUCGAGCUCAGCGGCCUCAAGGGGACGUGGAAGAUGGACGACUUCGUCGACCAGCAGAUCGCCGCGAUCCGCGCCAAGUGCGGCGCGAGCCGGAACGUCUUCGUGCUCGUCUCCGGCGGCGUCGACUCGACCGUGACCUACGCGCUGCUCGCCAAGGCGCUGCCCGCGGAGCGCAUCCUCGGCCUCUACGUCGACACGGGCAUGAUGCGCAAGGGCGAGUCGGAGCUCGUGUCCGAGUCGCUCGCGGGCGCGGACCUCCCGAACCUCAAGGCCGUCGACGCGUCGGCGCAGUUCCUCAAGGCGCUGGAGGGCCUGACGGCGCCCGAGGCGAAGCGGCGCGUCAUCGGCCAGCAGUUCCUCGAGAUCCAGCGCGCGCAGGCCAAGGCCUACGGCCUGGACCCGGCGAAGUGGCUCCUGGGCCAGGGCACGAUCUACCCCGACACGAUCGAGUCCGGCGGGUCCGCGAAGAAGGCCGACGUCAUCAAGACGCACCACAACCGCGUGCCCGAGAUCGACGCGCUCAUCGAGCAGGGCCUCGUCAUCGAGCCCCUCGCGGACCUCUACAAGGACGAGGUCCGCGCCGUCGGCGAGCGGCUCGGCCUCGCGUCGCACCUCGUCUGGCGCCAGCCCUUCCCCGGCCCGGGCCUCGGCGUGCGCCUCCUCUGCCACGACGGCGCGCCGGAGCCCGUCGACGACGCCGACGCGAUCGUGACGGACAUGCUCACGGAGGACGGCGUCAUGCGGUCCAUCUGGCAGUGCCCCGUCGCCAUGGCGCCCCUCGGGCUCGCCGGCCAGGCGGGCGAGGAGGUCAUCAUCCUCCGCCCCGUCGACUCGACGGAGGCCAUGACCGCGGCCUUCUCGAAGGUGCCCUUCGCGCUCUGCGACAAGAUCGCCGCGGCCAUCAAGGCCAAGCUCCCCCAGGUCGCCGACGUCCUCUACGACGUCACGAACAAGCCGCCGGGCACGAUCGAGUGGGAGUAG